AUGGCAUCUAACAAUAUUAGAAGUCUACUUUCACAACAUCUUCUCAUGAUUAAUCUUUUCAGUCUUUUAUUCAUUUCAUUGCUUCACAAUGCCUUAGCCACCUCUUCUUAUUCCAACCAAACCUAUGGAGCUUACAUCAAAAAAGCUUGCAAUUCAACCACAUAUCCACAAGAAUGCUACAAGUCCCUCCUCCCCUAUGCCUUCAAAAUCAAAGCAAAUCCUCAAAAACUUCGCAAAGUCUCCCUCUCUGUAACCCUAAACGCCGUGCACAAUGCAUCAUCCAUGGUGUCAAAGCUAUUGAAACAAAAUGGCUUAACGCAUAUUGAAGCUGCAACCAUUAAGGACUGCAUUGUGAACAUCAAGGACUCUAUUGAUGAGCUCAAGCAAUCUCUGGGUGAAAUGAACCUUUUAAGCGGUUUGGAUAAGGAAUUCCACAUUGCCAACAUAAAGACAUGGUUGAGUGCUGCCUUAACAGAUGAAAAUACUUGCAUGGAUGGUUUUGAGGGUGAAGUCAUUGGCAUAAUAGUGAAGCAAAAGAUCACGAAUGUGGUAUUGAAAAUUGCUAGGCUGACUAGCAAUUCUUUGAGUCUCAUCAAUAGCCUCAAUUAA
Molecule: messenger RNA, 609 nt
Organism: Quercus lobata
Lineage: Eukaryota; Viridiplantae; Streptophyta; Magnoliopsida; Fagales; Fagaceae
Product: pectinesterase inhibitor 4-like
Exons: 1
Coding region: 1-609 (202 amino acids)
Biological process (GO): negative regulation of catalytic activity
Molecular function (GO): enzyme inhibitor activity
Source: RefSeq, a predicted model, not a curated record